Trichobilharzia regenti is the source of this 2631-nucleotide messenger RNA. The record is from the annotation of a GenBank genome assembly. NCBI's taxonomy places the organism in Eukaryota, Metazoa, Platyhelminthes, Trematoda, Strigeidida, Schistosomatidae.
ACGUGACACGACAGGGUACCAGAUGGCUGGGAUGCUGGACCAGUAGCCUUCAGCUAAACAAGUCGACUUAAACAGUGGUGGUCAGCAUCCAAUGGUGAGUGAUUGCUGUGGUCAAUAAUUUUUGGGAAUUAUUUACCGCUACAUACGUUUUGAGAGGUGGAUGAAUACAUUUAACUGAAUUUUCUGAGGGAAGGAAAAAAGGCUUGGUCACCUGAAGGUAGUAUUGAAUAUCUGUAUCCAGGUCGCGCACCACUUGUGUCAAGGUUACCACGCUGAGAAAAUACGGAAAUAAAACUCUGAAGCUUAUCCUUGGUCUCCAAUACUCGGCUAUGUAUAGAUUUUCUCAACUUAUUGACUCGUCUGAGCUUCGUGAACAAUUUGUUGAUUUGAAAUUGAAGUCUGAGUCAAAAACAGUGGAGGAUGAUGAUGAUAAAUGUUCACGUUCGACUAUUACAAAAUCUAAGAAAGGAAAACAUCGCAAUACUUCAAAGAAUCUAAGAGAGCCUGGCAAAUCAUGUAAUUCUGACAGUGUUUUGAAAGACAGUGGUGAUGUUACAAAGAAUGAAUACUCUCACCUCCACCUUGAACCGUGUGGAUUUCGUAAUGUUAGAAAUUCGUGUUUUCUCAAUGCUUCACUACAAUUGUUGCUGAAUAUUCCACCUUUAUGUACAGCUGUAAACAAAUACACGAAUGUGUCGAUCAAUAAUGAUGGUGUAUCAAACACUAAUGACAACAAGAAGACACCAUUAAUCAAUCAAUUACUCGAACUAAUAGACCAGUUGAAGCCCCACACAGAAGGUAAUGAUACCACUGCGCCCCCCAGCAUCACCACCACGAUGACAACAACAGCAACAAAUAAGUGUCGCCAGCCUCGUGAAUCGCCAUCGAAUAAAACAAAAGCUCGUAGUAAUGUUGAUGUUGUUGCAAGCAACUCGAUUUCUUCCAAUUCUAAAUUGUCCAAUCACGGAAAUGGUGUACAACCCUACGCAUUAAAUCAUUCGCUUACAUUGAAUCCAAUCUUUGCACAACUACUUCAUAUGGAUUCAGGUGUUCAAGAAGAUACUGCUGAGUGUCUUACAUACCUACUUACACAAUUACAUGAAGAAAUGAGUAAUUCUUCAAAGCCUGCUAUGCCUAAGAGUAGUACUACAGCAGAGGUCCAGUUGAAUGAAGUCGAAAGAAGUCAUAGUGAUGAAUCAGACUGGAUGAUAAUUGAUCGUGCUGGUAAGCACUAUCCACAGGCUAGAAAAAUAGAACUUGAUGGUGGUCAGAGUCCAAUUUCCUCAUUAUUCUGUGGUACACUAGUUACUCGUUCUAAUCUAGUCAAAUCGUCACCUGUUGGCAAUCCUGUUGAACGAGGGAGAAAAAAGGUCUCCGUGAAAGAGCCUUUCUUUAUUCUUCCUGUGCCUAUAGAUGAUCCAUCGGCCACCUCUGUUGAAUGUUCUUUACGAUGUUUAGCUGAACCGGAACAAAUUACAGAUUACCAGGAUUCUUUAGGCGGACAACAAGCAGUUGUUCAUCGUCGGUCAACAUUAGAUCGUCUUCCACCGUAUCUUAUUUUACAAUUGAAAAGAUUUUACAAUGAAUCAAAACCACAGUCAUCUGUAAAAAUGAAUGUCAAUGGAACUGUAAAUAUUACGCAUAAUGAUGAUAUUGUUCGUGGUGGUGGCAUUCGUCAGACAGCGUCAUCAGCAAUUAUUCGUAAACAUUUAAAAUCAGUUAAUAUUCAAUCGAAACUAGUUAUACCUAAAGAGUUGCUUAGUCAAGAAACACGAUUUAACAGUUCACAACGUCAUUAUCGUUACUGGCUGUGAUAUUCCAUGUCGGUGAGACUGUAGCCUCAGGACAUUAUACAAUUGCUGUACAUAUAAGUAAUCAUUUAAUCAAAAAUGGUGAGAACUCUACAGCAUUCUUAUACUUUGAUGAUGAUCGUGCUUGUAUUCUGAAUACUCCAGAAAGUGUAAAUCUUUUACUAUCAACUCACCGUCCAUUAGAUACACGAAGUUGUACAUUUCUCCCCCUACCAUCAUCAUCAUCCUCUAAACAACAACAAUCUCGAGUUGAUUUUGGAUCGACCGUGAACAGUCAACAUACACCAACUUCCAGUGUCGUUUAUUCAACUCAGCCUCGAACACCAUAUAUCCUUGUUUAUGAAUCUCAAACAGUGUACUCACCAGCAGGCUGAUGAUGAUGAUAAUGAUAAUGAUGGUAUUUUGAUUAUAAUCAAAUUUCGCCUCUGUCCUUUGUGUUUAUAUUCUUCCCCACUCCACCUCACCCCUCGCGUGUGUAAAUUAUUUUCUUUCCUUCUUUCUUUUGACGUAUUAUUUUUCUUUUAGCUCUUCUUUUUGUUUUGUUUUUAACCUGAAACUGUCAGUGUGUGUCCUUGUACACAACAGCAGAACACAGAUUGAAGACACACACCCGUCGACUCCUUCCACAAUAGCUAAUUUCUAAUUAUUAUUAUUAGUUCUAAUGUUCCUUAUUAUUUCUACAUUUAAGCAUGGAUGGGGAUUCCAUUUAAAUAUUACUGAUUGGGUUUUUCAGUAGUGAUGAUAAAUCCGGAAAAAGUAAAGCUAAAUUUAUUUAUUUUUAAAGCUAAUAUGUAGUUGAUUGGCUGUAAUAUCAGUAAAC